Messenger RNA from Opisthorchis viverrini, 665 nucleotides. RefSeq lists its product as hypothetical. NCBI's taxonomy places the organism in Eukaryota, Metazoa, Platyhelminthes, Trematoda, Opisthorchiida, Opisthorchiidae. The record is from RefSeq and is a predicted model, not a curated record. The annotation marks the transcript as partial. The transcript has 2 exons.
AUGAAUCCUGAUGAGCACACACAAGAGCGACUGGAUUGUUGCUGCUAUUUAUAUGUGGACACUGGAGUCUCUAGGAUCGGCUUAUUGUUUGCGAUUUGCUUGGAUCACAAUGCGCUGAUACCUGUUGUAUGUCGAUGGGCGUGAGUCGUGCAGCGUGUAGGCUGUAUUGGUGGAAUGUGGGUUUUUUUCCGGUGACCAGUUGUGUUGUGUGAGUUGUUGGCCGAUGGCUUCAGAAGAUUUUUUCAAUUGUAGUUUUGGCGUCCUUGAUUCUGUUAGGUUGUGUUAUCCGGUUCGUCUGUUUUGUUUUUCUAUUUCCAUCGAUCUCCGUUCCUUCGGCAUUUGUUGUGAACUUUUUUCGUUGGCAUAUGAUAAACUUUGUGUUAUUUUCUCGUUUUGUGUGGUGUUUGCUUCAAUGCUGUCGUCAAUUCUGCUUCUUUGGUUUCAUUCUUGAUUUCUUGAGAUUUUUGUAGUUGUAUGUGGACUUUGGAAUGUUUGUAACAUCUCGGUGUUUUUCUGUUGAAAUUGUCGAAUAUCUUUCCGCCGCGAUGACUGCGGUUUGUUUCCUAUCUGGAUUUUUUUUCAGUUUUUGUUGUUCUUGCAUGUUGUUUUAGUCUACCCAUUUGCUCCCACGUUGAGUUGUGCUGACCUGUUGAUACAAAGCAGCA